Molecule: messenger RNA, 687 nt
Organism: Microdochium trichocladiopsis
Lineage: Eukaryota; Fungi; Ascomycota; Sordariomycetes; Xylariales; Microdochiaceae
Product: Frag1/DRAM/Sfk1
Exons: 2
Cellular component (GO): plasma membrane
Source: RefSeq, a predicted model, not a curated record
UUACUUCCACUAUCUUCGGCAUGUAUCGGCUUCACAACACUUCUGUUAUUGUUCCUCGAAUGGGAUAUUCACAGUGGCCGGAUGCGGUACGACACCAUGCAGCCGAACCAGAGUAUAGCGUACAUUUCGGAUGUAGCGGCCCAUAGGCUGAAGCCACUUUUCAUCGCCGGCUCGAUAAGCUCCUCAACUCUUUUCAACAUCGCCUUCAUUUCUGACAGAUGGAGAACGUGUGGUCCAUUCGAGACUGUGCUGCGUCAAAAGGUUCCUACGUCAUUGGCCGUGCUACUUGUCUCGGCAGGCAGCGUCGCGCUAUGUUGCCUCGCGGGAUUUGAUAUUUCCCACUUCCCAAGACUGCACACUGCGUUUCUAGUACUUUUUAUCUUCGGAUACCUCUCUUCAGGCAUUUUCGUCUCCUGGGAAUAUUACCGACUAGAUCAAUGCCGAAAUGGGAUCCUGCGUCUUUCCUUUUGCACGAAAGCAUUCCUCUUCACCGUUGAAGCGAUACUCGGCACCAUGUUUAUUGCGGCACAGGACCGAUCCGACUAUGACCUCGGUGCCAUUUUGGAAUGGAUUAUGGCAACCAUUUUCUAUUUUUAUAUCCUCUCCUUUUCGCUUGACUUUCUGCCCGGGGAACAUGACAACCACUCCCCCAGCCCCCACAGACAUCGCGGAUUUCGAAAUAUAUGA